CCCCAUCGGAGGUCAACUCGGAGUUCACAAUCACCUCUGACAUAGAAACCAAAGAAAACCCAUCUCCAAUUUCUUCUCAAAAUCCAAUCUUUACCCCAAAAAUCCAAUCUUUACAACAAUGUCCACCGGAAUCGUGACCCGUUUCAAAGAAGCCGGCCAAUCAGCGAUGGCCGCCCACCGCCCCUGGUCCGAAUUCUCCGACCUCUCCGCCCUCAGCCUCCCUCAAAACUUCUCCGACGCGACGACCCGGCUCUUCCAGAACUCGACCCAUUUCCGGUCAAACUACGCCAUGCUCGUCUUGGUCGUCCUCUUCCUCAGCCUCCUCUACCACCCUGUCUCCCUCAUCGUCUUCCUCCUCGUCUUCGCCGCCUGGGUCUUCUUCUACUUCUCCCGCGACGACGACGUUUCGGUCUUCGGGUUUGUUGUCGGGGACCGGGUCGUGAUGGCUGUGCUGGGAUUGGUGACUGUGGUGGCGCUGGUGCUGACAAACGUGUGGCUGAACGUCGUCGUUUCGGGGGUGGUGGGGGCGGUGGUGGUUUGUGUUCAUGCGGUGUUUAGGGGCACGGAGGAUCUUGUGAUGGAGGAUAAGGAGUCGCCUUAUGGGGCACUGCUUUCGGAUGAUCCUGACCCGCGUGGGAACUACACCAUUAUGUGAUGGUCGUUUUGGUCUUUGAUGUUUGAUGAGAUGGCAGCAUUUCAUCAUUUACCAGGGUUCGAUGCAGAUAAACUUUCAGCCAGUACUGAUGUUAGCUUCUUCUUUCUGGAGUCUGUGAUUGUGUAAACAUCAGCAUAAUUGUUUUUCAAAAUUGUUCGCCUAUUCAAUCAUGUUCUUGGUGCUUUUGGCAGAGAACUUGUAUAUACCAUUGUUCUCAUGGUAAAUGUUGACCAAACAAGACACAUUGUAACUGCAAUUUUGUAGUAGUCAUUUCUGCAGUGCUAACUCUC
Fragaria vesca subsp. vesca is the source of this 945-nucleotide messenger RNA. Its product is annotated as PRA1 family protein D-like. Gene Ontology annotation, cellular component: endoplasmic reticulum; Golgi apparatus. Gene Ontology annotation, biological process: vesicle-mediated transport. Lineage: Eukaryota; Viridiplantae; Streptophyta; Magnoliopsida; Rosales; Rosaceae. The transcript is spliced from 2 exons. The coding region runs from base 119 to 655 and encodes 178 amino acids. The record is from RefSeq and is a predicted model, not a curated record.